This is a messenger RNA of Arachis duranensis, 1108 nucleotides long. Its product is annotated as protein trichome birefringence-like 11. Gene Ontology annotation, molecular function: O-acetyltransferase activity. NCBI's taxonomy places the organism in Eukaryota, Viridiplantae, Streptophyta, Magnoliopsida, Fabales, Fabaceae. Gene Ontology annotation, cellular component: Golgi apparatus. The record is from RefSeq and is a predicted model, not a curated record. Bases 1 to 1017 code for a protein of 338 amino acids. The transcript is spliced from 8 exons.
AUGGAGAGAGAGGACGAAGAUGCGACGCAAGAGAGGAGGCUGUUCCGUCGUGCACAAUCGUCGCUCCUGGGGUCGAUUGAAGCCGCCGCCGCAGCUAGGGCUUGCCGUGCUCCUGUCCCGCCAAAAGGGCUGUUUUCGCCGGAGCCAGAACAUUAUCGAGGACCAAAGCUAAAAGUUGCCAUCAUUGGAGCUGGCUUUCUGGCAUGUCAACUACAUCAAAGCGACUUAUCAGUAUGGAACGAAGAAAAUGUUAUUUUGAAAUUGGAUGUUAUGGUGUACAUGAUAAACUUGAUUUUUGAAGCAAAGGGGAGUGAUUUGGUGGAUAUAUAUGAGUCGAGGACUUUUAUUGGUGGGAAAGUUGGUUCUAUUGUUGAUAAGAAAAGAAAGUUCCCAGAAAAAUACACAGGUGUUGCAGAAGCUGAUUUUCUGACUUCAAGUGUAGUUCGUGGCGUCCUCAAGAGAAAUUUGGGUAUGCUCGUGAACUAUCUUUCAACAUCCAAUAAGACUUUAUCUUGGGGCUGUUAUUUCCAACAAGGUAUGGAAGUUAAGAUGGAAAUGAAGGUGGAAGAUGCAUAUAGGAAGUCAAUGGAGACAGUGUUGAAUUGGAUACAAGAUACUGUAAAUCUUAACAAGAGUCAAGUUUUCUUUCGUACAUAUACACCCGUGCACUUCAGAAGUGGAGAUUGGAGAAGCGGUGGAAGUUGUCAUUUGGAAACACUGCCAGAGCUUAACAUGUCAUUAGUGCCUAAUGAUAACUGGUCACAAUUCAAAAUAGGCAAUUCAUUGCUAUCAUCACACAAAAACAGCACUGAACUUGUCAAGUUGAAAAUAUUGAAUAUAACAGAGAUGACAGCUCAGAGAAAAGAUGGACACUCAUCAAUUUACUAUCUUGGUCCGAAUGGCGGCACGGCGGCACUCCAUCGGCAAGAUUGCAGCCACUGGUGUCUGCCUGGUGUACCUGAUACAUGGAAUGAGCUGCUUUAUGCAAUGUUCAUGAAACAUGAAGGCUUCUCAUAGCAAGGAACUUCAAAGAGUCGUGGAAUUCUUUUUUAUUUGUCUUGGGCAGCAAGGACUCACAAAUUGUUCUCAACAGUCUCAAAAAGACGCU